This is a messenger RNA of Symbiodinium necroappetens, 480 nucleotides long. Lineage: Eukaryota; Dinophyceae; Suessiales; Symbiodiniaceae. The record is from the annotation of a GenBank genome assembly.
AUGAGAGCAGCCAUGCGAGCGGUUGGCGCCUUUCACCGAAGCGUGGGGCGCUCCUUUGCGGCUGCCCGGCCUAAACCCUUGCGUUAUGCGCUGCUGGAUGUGGACGGAGUUUGCAUACUCGGCGGCGCAGAAAUUCCAGGCUCUGCGCAGGCUCUUGCCAAGUUGCGCUCCUCUGUGCGAGCUUGCCGCUUCAUCACAAACCAAUCCCAGGAGCCUUGCUCGGUGGUGCAGAGGAAUCUGCGUGGUGCAGGCUUUCAUGUUGGUGAUGGCGAAAUCUUCAGUGCGCUUCGUGCUGCACGGCAUUUCGUGAAGCAGCGAAAGCUAAGGCCACUGUGUUUGCUCAGCUCUGCGGCCAUGGAGGAGUUCCGUGACGUGGCACAAGAGGAGCCAAACGCUGUGGUUGUCGGAACUGCACCGGAGCAUAUGCACUACGAGCGGCUAACCGAAGCAAUGCGAGUGCUCCAAGCCAGCGAGGUCUGA